Messenger RNA from Astyanax mexicanus (Mexican tetra), 2133 nucleotides. RefSeq names its product vitamin D receptor b (gene vdrb). Lineage: Eukaryota; Metazoa; Chordata; Actinopteri; Characiformes; Acestrorhamphidae. The transcript has 11 exons. Bases 716 to 1981 code for a protein of 421 amino acids. Gene Ontology annotation, molecular function: vitamin D response element binding; nuclear receptor activity; zinc ion binding. The record is from RefSeq and is a predicted model, not a curated record. Gene Ontology annotation, cellular component: nucleus. Gene Ontology annotation, biological process: cell differentiation; positive regulation of transcription by RNA polymerase II; negative regulation of transcription by RNA polymerase II.
AGCUGUGUUAAUAUAUUAGUAUUGAUAGAGUUAGCUAGCUAACAUGCGUAUCUCCAACUACCACGUCGAAACGCAUUUUUCAAGUUGAUACUGCGUUCUCUAAGGACUUAUUGUAGCUAUUGUAUUGCAGCUAGACCCACACAAAGAGCUAGCUUAGCUAAUACCAUAUCCAACAGCAUAGCGUUAGCUAACUACAUACACCUAACCCUGGUCUCGCAACUUUGCCCUGCGCUGUGUUUUGCUGACACUGCGGGAAAGGAUGGUGUGCUUGCUACUGACGCUCUAGUCAUGUUUUUAAAGGCACUUUUAAAAGUUCACCUUCUGAAAGAGCUGUAGCCUUCUCCAAUUCCAGUGUCCAAAUAUUCUAUUCUACUCUAAAUCUGAAACAGUAAUUGGUGCAUUGUUCCUUCUUUUAAUAGUUCUGCACGGAAACUGAAAUGUAAAAAGAGUUUCCAGUGUGAUCUUCCAGAGGGAUCUUCAUGGAGGUCAUGACCUGUUACAACAUGUUCACAACGAGAACAUUUUGUAGAUAAGAGACAUACUAAAAAAAAUGGUUUCACUCGGACUCGGAGGCGUCCAUCUCGGCAACGUGGAGAAAGAAAAACUUGGAUCAGGCGUCAAGAAAACAAAACGUUAACUAGCGUUAACCAACUCUACCUCAGAGAGGAGAGAGAAAAUCACAGUGGAGAAACGGAGGCAUGACAAAAACUCAGUGAUGGAGUCUACAGUUAGUACAUCCACGCAGGUGCUUGAUGAAUUUGACCGCAAUGUUCCACGGAUAUGUGGUGUAUGUGGAGACAAAGCUACUGGCUUCCAUUUUAAUGCUAUGACCUGUGAGGGCUGCAAGGGUUUCUUCAGGCGCAGCAUGAAGAGGAAGGCCUCCUUUACAUGCCCAUUUAACGGAAACUGCAGUAUUACUAAGGACAACCGCCGCCACUGCCAGGCCUGCAGACUUAAACGCUGUUUGGAUAUUGGCAUGAUGAAGGAGUUUAUCCUGACUGAUGAGGAGGUGCAGAGGAAGAAGGAUCUUAUCCAGAGGAGGAAGGAUGAGGAGGCGCAGAGGGAGGCGCAAAAACCCCGCCUGUCUGAUGAGCACCACAGGAUCAUCAGUCUGCUGGUGGAGGCUCAUCACAAAACCUACGAUGACUCUUACUCUGAUUUCUCCCGCUUCCGUCCUCCUGUGAGAGAAGGUCCUGUGACACGCAGUGCCAGUCGAGCAGCUUCUCUACACUCACUGUCAGAUGCUUCCUCCGACUCCUUCAGCCACUCUCCUGAGUCUGGUGACAGUAAGAUGAAUCUCAGUAACCUGUUGAUGAUGUAUCAGGAGCAGGGCUCCGGCAGCCCAGAGUCUCCCGAGGACAACAGCUCCCGCCUCUCCAUGCUGCCUCACCUGGCUGACCUGGUCAGCUACAGCAUCCAGAAGGUUAUCGGCUUUGCCAAGAUGAUCCCUGGAUUUAGGGAGCUAAGUGCAGAGGAUCAGAUAGCUCUGCUGAAGUCCAGUGCUAUUGAAGUGAUCAUGCUGAGGUCAAACCAGUCCUUCAGCCUGGAGGAUAUGAGCUGGAGCUGUGGAGGGCCAGAGUUUAAGUACUGUGUCAAUGAUGUCACUAAAGCUGGACACACCCUGGAGUUGCUGGAGCCUCUGGUGAAGUUUCAGGUUGGCUUGAAGAAGCUGAAUCUGCAUGAAGAAGAGCAUGUUCUGCUGAUGGCUAUCUGCCUGCUCUCCCCUGAUCGCCCUGGCGUGCAGGAUCAUGCACGCGUGGAGGCUCUUCAGGACCAACUGUCAGAGAUCCUGCAGUCAUACAUCCGUGUGCACCACUCCGGCGGCCGUCUGCUCUACGCAAAAAUGAUCCAGAAGCUGGCAGACCUGCGCAGCCUGAACGAGGAGCACUCCAAGCAGUAUCGCUCACUCUCCUUCCAACCGGAGCACAGCAUGCAGCUCACACCCCUCGUGCUAGAGGUGUUCGGAGGCCAGGUCACCUAGCUACAGCCCCAACUGGCUCACAGGUCAUGGGGGGGUCAAUAGGCGUGACCCGAAGUGGGUAGUGUUGGAGAAGGUGUGAAUGUAUGGACAAUCACCCUGAGAAACACACAGAGAGUGUGUGAGGGUAGGGUGUGUGUGUGUGUGAGAGAGAG